Molecule: messenger RNA, 2262 nt
Organism: Epinephelus moara (kelp grouper)
Lineage: Eukaryota; Metazoa; Chordata; Actinopteri; Perciformes; Serranidae
Product: GTPase IMAP family member 8-like
Exons: 2
Coding region: 1-2262 (753 amino acids)
Molecular function (GO): GTP binding
Source: RefSeq, a predicted model, not a curated record
AUGGUAGCACCUGCAUGUGCAAAACCCCCUCUAAACCUGGUGUUGUGUGGAAGACAUAGAGCCUGGAAGACUGCAACAGCUAAUGCAAUUCUGGGAGCAAGAAAGCUUGGCUCAUCAGGUGACUCAACAGAGUGUGUAAAAAAUAAGGCAGAGGUGUGUGGACGUCGGGUUUCUGUGGUGCAGCUGCCUGCUUUGUAUGGAAAACCUCAGGAGGCAGCAAAGAAUGAAUCACUGAAGUGCAUCUCCUUCUGUGAUCCAGAGGGCGUCCAUGCCUUCAUCCUGGUCCUACCUUUAGGUGCCCCAAGUGAGGAAGACAAGAAAGAGUUAGAGACCCUCCGAAAAACAUUCAGCUUCAGGGUCUAUGAUUUCACCAUGAUUCUUUUUACUGUGGAGGCAAAUCAUGACUCUCUAGCAGUUGAGAGGUUUCUCCAGGAAUACAGAGACAUCCAACAGCUUCUUCAGAACGGUGGUGGUCAAUGUAUUGUCUACAACAUCAAUGACAAGGAGCAGGUCUCUGAGGUGUUACAUACUGUGGAAAAGAUGGGAGGUGUGGGAUGCAGAAGCUUCACAAAGGAUAUGUUUCCCAAGCUGAUUGCAAGACAUUCAACCGAUGCUGAAGAUUUUAAGAUGUCUCCCAGGGUGGCACCAAUUGGAGAGUCUUUCAGGAUGAUGACAAGGAGAGACUGUCUCAGGAUGGUGCUGGUUGGGAAGACUGGUUGUGGAAAGAGUGCAACUGGAAACACCAUUUUGGGCAAAGAAUGCUUUAAUUCUAGAGUCAGUCAAAUGUCAGUGACCAAGAUUUGCGAGAAAGUAACAGGAGAGAUUGACGGGAGGCCUGUCGCUGUGGUCGACACCCCCGGCUUGUUUGACACAACUCUGUCCAAUGAUGAAGUUCAAGAUGAGGUUAGGAAAUGCAUCAGACUGUUAGCUCCAGGACCUCAUGUUUUCUUACUGGUGCUGCGGAUCGGCCGCUUAACACAGGAAGAAAAAGAUACUGUGGAACUGAUCAAGGGGUUUUUUGGUAAGAAAUCAGAAGACUUCAUCAUUGUUCUAUUCACCAGAGGAGAUGAACUUCAAAAUCAAACAAUUGAGAGUUACAUAGAAGAGGACACUGAAAAGGCCUUAAAAAAACUGAUAACUGAAUGUGGAGGGCGAUACCAUGUCUUCAACAACAACAAUCGGGAGAAUCGUUCUCAGGUCAGCCAGUUGCUGACCAAGGUUGAGUCAAUGGUAAGGAAGAAUGACGGUGGCUUCUACACCUCAGAUGUCUUCCAAGGAGCUGAGGCAGCCAUACAACAGGAAAUAGAAAAAAUCAUGAGGUCAAAGGAAGAAGAGAUACAGAGGAAACAGAGGGACCUUGAAAGAAAAUAUCAAGAAGCGAUUGCAGAUCUUAGAUCUAAACUGGAUCAAGAAAGAAUAGAGAAGGCCAAACUAGUGAAAGAAAAGAAGGAGCACAUAAAGAAUCAAGACGAAGAGAAGAGAAUGAGAGAAAGAGAAAAGAGAGAAGAGGAGGAGAGGAGGAAGAAGAGGGAGGAGGAAUACCAACUACAUGAUUGGAAGCGAGAACUUGAAACUCUGGAGGCAAAACUAGCAUAUACAUCAGAAAAGCAGGAAAUGGCUGGCUUGGUGUAUUUAAUACGAGACAGAGAUGACAUGAGACAAGGAAAAGAGGCUUGGGAGCAGGAGAGACGGGAAUGGUGGGACGAACGCCGUCGAGAGGAAGAAAGGAGACGAGAAGAGGAGCGAGAUGAAAAGCUCAGACAUAAAUUUCAGGAGGACAUGGAAAUAUAUGAAAAUGCAGACGACAUAAUAAGAAGAGAACACGAGAGCAAGGAAAUUCAAGUAUUACAACAACACUUCAGGAGGAAAAUGGAGGAAGUACGGAGGGAAACUGAAGAGGAGGCCAGGAAGCUUGCUGAAGAAUGCAAUGAAUUCAGACUGAGAUACGACAGUGAUGUUUCAGCUGAGAAGGAAAAGUACAGACGGGAAAUGGAGGAUCUGAAGAAGAGCCAUGAAAACAAAAAUGACGAUAUGAUAAAACGCCUAAGCCAAAACAGAGCAUUCAAGAAAAACUUUGAUAAACUGAAGAAAAAGCAAGAACGAGAAAUGAAUGAUCUGAAAUACAAUCUUUCUUCCUACAACAAAGAGUAUCAGCAAAAAGAAAUCGAUGCGCUCGAGAAAGAACAUGAGGAGGAAAGAAAUGAAUGGAUUCAGGCAUAUGUGAUGAAAGCCGUACAAGGCAAGGUCUGCAGCAUUUUGUGA